This is a messenger RNA of Branchiostoma floridae (Florida lancelet), 2554 nucleotides long. Its product is annotated as sialidase-1-like. Gene Ontology annotation, biological process: oligosaccharide catabolic process; ganglioside catabolic process. Bases 111 to 1271 code for a protein of 386 amino acids. Lineage: Eukaryota; Metazoa; Chordata; Leptocardii; Amphioxiformes; Branchiostomatidae. The record is from RefSeq and is a predicted model, not a curated record. Gene Ontology annotation, molecular function: exo-alpha-sialidase activity. Gene Ontology annotation, cellular component: lysosome; cytoplasm; membrane. The transcript has 7 exons.
GUUAACGUUACCACUUUUCGGACUGAAAUAUAUUGACUUUUCGCUGUCCCCUCCCAUUCAGUGGCAUAGCCCUAGCAGAAUCACAUGAUAUGUUGUCAUAAGACGAAAACAUGGCGGACGGAAGUAGUUUUGUUGCAGUAUUGUCCGUCUUUCUCCUCGGUUUGUGCCAACAUGGGAGCAGCCAACAACCUAAGCCGGUUUCACCUCUUAUCGUAGAAGAACAACUUCUGUAUGUGGGUGGCACAUGGGGAGAGGUCCAUACAUACAGGAUCCCCAUCAUGGUGGGCACUCCCAAGGGAAACCUCAUCACCGUGGUGGAGGCCAGGCAGUACAGCGGAGGGGACUCAGGGCCAAAGUUCAUGGCCAUCAGGAGGUCAGAGGACAAAGGUUUCACUUGGUCGGAGAUGGACUAUGUCCUGAAUGAUGGCACCUUCCAGGAUGGCAUGAACCUGGGCACCAUCCUGGUGGAUGAAAUCACCAGCGAGGUCUUCAUCUUCUACACCCACUGUGCCCACUAUGUCAAGUGUGAGGUGUCUACCACCUACAUGGUGAGCAGUAGGGACGAAGGCAAGUCGUGGAGUCGUCCCAGGAACAUCUCACAGGAGAUCGGUACCAUGAUGUUUGCACCAGGGCCUGGCUAUGGGCUACAGAAAAGGUAUGCACCCCACAAGGGCAGGCUGCUGACGUGCGGCCAUGGCACGUUGGCCGGGGACGGUGUGUUUUGCUUGAUAAGCGAUGACCACGGUGCCCACUGGAGGUACGGCGGUGUCAUGAAGAGUAUUCCCUACCUGCAGGCCAAGAAAAGGGGGGACUUUGACCCAGAUGAAAACCAGCCUGUGGAGCUCCCAGAUGGAUCUAUCAUAGUCAACGCCAGGAACCAGUACCUGUACCACUGUCACUGCCGCAUCAUCAUGAGGAGUUACGAUGGAGGGGAAACAUUCCCCCUGGAGCAUCUGUACUUCGAUGAGACUCUGAUUGAUCCAGCAAUGACCGCUGGGGCUUACUACAGCAACGGGGUCAAGUACUUCAGCAAUACAGCUAGUGAGGUCCAUCGUUCCAACAUGAUGCUGAGGUGGAGUUACGACAACGGGACGACGUGGCCUGGUGCAUUACCCAUCUGGGACAAAGCUGCGGCCUACUCCACUCUCAUGAUGCUGCCCACAAACGACGUGGACGACCAACAACAUCUGUACCUGCUGUAUGAGAAAGGAGUCAACAGUUCAGCAGAAAGCAUCUCCCUGGUGAAGAUUAGUUUGUAUGGAAACCUAUGAGGAAACUUGGGGAAAAUAAACUGAUGUCCAUAUUCAGGUUUUUAUUGCAUAUCAUGUUGAAGUAUUCAGUGAAUGUGUAAUAUGUUCAGUGCAAGUAGUUACUGAAUAACAAUUAUUACACAACAGACCUCUUUUACCUUGUGUUCCUGAGAUUCUGCCUUACAUUCUGCAUAUUUCACCGGUAACAUAAAACCCAGACUGCUGACUUGUUUUCAGCCUGUGAAUGUUUGGCCUGAUGUGAUCAGUCUCAAACCUAUGCAUAUGGUCCAUUUAGCAAAGAUAAUUGCCAUGUAUUUUUACAUUCUAAUAGAGGGAUGCAACCUUCAUUAUGUAUGUAUACAUGGUUUAUGUAUGUACAUACAUACAUUAAGUACUGAUGAGCCAUGAAAAUUGCUUCAUGUGGGCUUGUUUUUACUUGCCAUUGUGUUCUCUAUGUCUAGAACAACAUAGUGUGCCAUAAGAUUGCCAAAGACACAUGGGCAAUGUACAUACAUCUGUAAUGUACUGUCAUUGGUACUAUGCUAAGAAUAUUGAUGUUUAAUUUCUAUGUAGCCAUAAUUGAAGAAUUGUCAGGUCUUAAUGUAAAUCAGAAAGUGCAAUAGUUGUACUUAGAUCAAUUUGUGGGGCCAGUUGUACAGGAGUCUGUACCUACCAAAGAAGUAUUUAUCUUAUUGAUUUGUUUCAUAUAUAAGAAUUAAUGAGAUUGAAAUAAUCCAAGUACUCAACUGUAUAUUCAUGUACAAAGAGAUUGAACAUUAGCCUAUACGUAUAUAUGGGUGGCAUUUGACACCAAAAUUUGUAUAGCUUGCCAAGGAGCUUCUUACAGUGCUUAAUACAUAAAAAGAGCAAUACAAAUUUUCAAGUUUACGUUGGUCGUUGUCAUGUCUUUAUCAUUAAGUUCACAAACCACAAUACCAUAGCUACCUUAUCUAGCCCUGCAACAAACAUGACAAGACUGAGUAAGGAUGUCAUAUACAAGAAUAAGCUGCAAGGUUUUACUUUUUGUCCAGUCACAUCUAUUUUGGAAGGAGUUAACACAACUCACUCAUUUUUACAUCAGCAGCAGCGUUGGCAUCAUAAGUGCACUUCCUACAUAACGGUUAGAAUAGAUAUGUUGUAUAAAAGUUUCCUAGUCAAACGCCUUGGUCCUCCAUUGAGUAAGGCAAACAUUUUUUAAAUACUGCAUUAGCACAUACAUAUUUGUACAUUUUAAAGUAAAAUGUAUGAUUACUGAUACUGUAUGUGACCAUCCACGACUACUCCAAAAGGAUAUAAUGAAUAAU